This is a messenger RNA of Penicillium oxalicum, 180 nucleotides long. RefSeq lists its product as uncharacterized. The record is from RefSeq and is a predicted model, not a curated record. Bases 1 to 180 code for a protein of 59 amino acids. The transcript has a single exon. NCBI's taxonomy places the organism in Eukaryota, Fungi, Ascomycota, Eurotiomycetes, Eurotiales, Aspergillaceae.
AUGUAUGUCCGAAACGAUCUGGUUCGCCAACACAUUUUCGAUAUCGGUUACAGCAAUACCUCGCGUAUAUACACAAAGGUCUACACAGAUGACUCGAGGUGUGAAUCCAGUCAACAAUGGGAACUACGGGCUACCAUGGAUGCGAAACCGAAUGCCCGGUGGUACGAGAUUUGCCCAUGA